Prunus armeniaca (apricot) is the source of this 1116-nucleotide messenger RNA. Lineage: Eukaryota; Viridiplantae; Streptophyta; Magnoliopsida; Rosales; Rosaceae. The record is from the annotation of a GenBank genome assembly.
AUGGACGCUAUCAGAAAGCAAGCCACCAGGCUUCGCGAACAGGUCGCUAGGCAACAACAGGCUGUCCUCAAGCAGUUUGGAGCUGGAGGAUACGGAGGUUCAGAUAAUUUAGUUACCGAUGAGGCAGAACUCCUGCAGCAUCAGAAACUUGAGAGGCUUUACAUAUCAACACGUGCUGGCAAGCAUUAUCAAAGGGAUAUUGUUCGUGGUGUGGAGGGAUAUAUUGUCACUGGGUCCAAACAAGUUGAAAUAGGAACAAAGUUGUCAGAAGAUAGCAGGAAAUAUGGUGCUGAAAAUACAUGUACUAGUGGUAGUACAUUAUCAAGAGCUUCAUUAAGCUAUGGGCGAGCUCGUGCUCAAAUGGAGAAGGAGCGGGGGAAUCUAUUGAAAGCUCUUGGCACACAGGUGGCAGAGCCAUUAAGAGCGAUGGUAAUGGGGGCUCCAUUGGAGGAUGCUCGGCAUCUUGCUCAACGUUAUGAUAGAAUGCGACAAGAAGCUGAAGCUCAGGCUAUUGAAGUUUCCAAACGCCAAGUAAAAGUGAGGGAAACACCAGGAAAUGCAGAGAGUGUUAUGAAACUGGAAGCUGCAGAGUCAAAGCUGCAAGAUCUGAAGUCAAAUAUGGGAAUAUUAGGGAAGGAAGCUGCUGCAGCAAUGGCAGCUGUUGAAGCUCAACAACAGAGGUUGACUCUCCAGCGCCUCAUUGCUAUGGUUGAGGCAGAACGUACUUAUCAUCAGAGGAUCCUUCAGAUACUCGAUCAACUUGAAGGAGAGAUGGUAUCAGAACGACAACGAAUUGAAGCGCCUCCUAGCCCUACUGUUGAUAACACCAUGCCUCCACCCCCACCUUAUGAAGAAGUUAAUGGCAUAUAUGCUUCUCAAACACAUAAUGGAUCGUCAGACAUCAUGAAUUACUUCUUAGGGGAGGUUAUGUUUACAUAUCAAGCGGUAUCUGACGUGGAGCUCAGUUUGUCAGUUGGAGACUAUGUAGUUGUGCGAAAGGUGACAAACAAUGGUUGGGCAGAAGGUGAAUGCAAAGGCAGGGCAGGCUGGUUCCCAUUUGGAUACAUUGAAAGAAGGGAACGAGUACUUGCAAGCAAGGUGGCAGAAGUGUUCUAA